Amaranthus tricolor (Joseph's coat) is the source of this 1385-nucleotide messenger RNA. RefSeq names its product chaperone protein dnaJ 11, chloroplastic-like. The coding region runs from base 469 to 999 and encodes 176 amino acids. The transcript has a single exon. The record is from RefSeq and is a predicted model, not a curated record. NCBI's taxonomy places the organism in Eukaryota, Viridiplantae, Streptophyta, Magnoliopsida, Caryophyllales, Amaranthaceae.
GCUUUCCUGACUCAGACCACCGAUAAGAUUUUUUAACGCUUCUAAUAUUCUAAUCCACAAUCAAUUGGGCCCCCCUGUCUCUUCCUUUUUAGAUCUCAUUCCUUUUCUAUACCUGUUCUGAUUUUGUAGCUGCAUUUACAUGGGUAUCAGAAUUAAGAAAAAGUAGACACAUUAUAUAAAAUAUAACAUAUUCUCCAUUUUAAUUCUUGAUUAAAGAGGAAAAAAAGUUAAUAAGGUAUAGAGUAAGAUAAAAAUAGGAGUAACGUAGAUAUUUAUAUGAUUGUUUUAUUACUAAAAAUAAAAAUAUAACGAUUAGUAUGAAAUUGUCAAAAAUAAGAAAUAUAAAAUCUCCUUUUUCCUCCUAAAUUUUGCAAGUCAAUACCACUCAAAUUCUUCAAAAAACGUCAUCACUCAAAAACGUCAAAAAAUCAAUUUGAAUAAACAAACCCAGAAGAAAUAACUGAAGAAAUGGCAUAUACAAUUGCUUCAUCUCCAUCAACCUCAUUGAACUCUGUCUCAUCCACCACUGGAAAAUUUAUGAACUACCCACGUAAAUUCCCGGGGUAUUACGUCACUUUCCGGCGAAACCUCCCCUCAAUCUCCGCCGUAUGGUCCACCACUGAAGUUGUUUCUAAUUCCCUUCAAACGUCGACGUUUUAUGAAGUGCUCGGAAUCCAGGCUGGUGCGACGGGUAAGGAAAUCAAAGCUGCAUAUAGAAAGUUAGCGAGAGUUCUUCACCCAGAUGCGGCGGUUGCUUCUCAUGGGCAAAAGGAUACGACUUCGUCUGCGGAGGAAUUUAUUAGGGUUCAUGAGGCGUAUGCGACAUUAUCGGACCCUAAAAAGAGGGCAGAUUAUGAUCGGAAAAUGUGGGUUAAUGGCCGUCGAUUGAGGUACUCUCCUAGUUAUUGUACCAUGAGUACCACCAAAUGUAGUACCUCUUUGUUUUAUGGGUUUUCGGGUUAUACCCGAGGCACUUGGGAGACUGAUCAAUGCUGGUAGUUCUCAGGGAGGGGUAGUUUACUAAAAGUACAUAGGUAGAUCCGGGUAGAUUAGGGUUUUUUACAAUAUAUAUUGAAAUGGAUCUUAUAUUGAUUUGGAUCCAAUCUUGGUCAAUCUUUAAUUUUAUUUUAAAGUAUAAUUAUGAUAAACUAACAAUUGUAUGAAUUUCGGCAGUAUUAAUAUUAUAUAAAUAAAUUGCAGUGGAAAAUAAAAUUUUAAUAUCAUGAUAUGCAUCUAUAACUUGUAAAGAAACAAUUAUUAUUAAUGGGAUUUAAUUAAUGAAAACAACUAUUCCGGGUCCAGUAUUGGGAACUCGAUAGGCAUAUUCAACAAGACAACAAUGUUAUCCCUUGAAGGUGUCAUAGUAAAUUGAGUUAACUAUUCUC